This is a messenger RNA of Neomonachus schauinslandi (Hawaiian monk seal), 1655 nucleotides long. It is a transcript of the gene NDUFS2, whose product is annotated as NADH:ubiquinone oxidoreductase core subunit S2. Gene Ontology annotation, biological process: mitochondrial electron transport, NADH to ubiquinone. The record is from RefSeq and is a predicted model, not a curated record. Lineage: Eukaryota; Metazoa; Chordata; Mammalia; Carnivora; Phocidae. The transcript has 15 exons. Bases 27 to 1460 code for a protein of 477 amino acids. Gene Ontology annotation, molecular function: NAD binding; quinone binding; NADH dehydrogenase (ubiquinone) activity.
CUUCGCGCCGUCCGCGGCGGGGCAAGAUGGCGGCGCUGAGGGCUCUGCGCAGCCUCCCGGGCGUCGCGGCCCGGGCGCUGCGGCCCGGGGGCCGGCUGCCGGUUCAGCCCAGCAGAGGUGCUCGGCAAUGGCAGCCAGAUGCAGAAUGGGCAGAGCAGUUUGGGGGAGCUGUCAUGUACCCCACCAAAGAAACAGCCCACUGGAAGCCUCCACCUUGGAAUGAUGUGGACCCUCCAAAGGACACAAUGGUGACAAACCUGACCCUGAACUUUGGGCCCCAGCACCCAGCAGCUCACGGUGUCCUGCGACUAGUGAUGGAAUUGAGUGGGGAGAUGGUGCGGAAGUGUGACCCCCACAUCGGCCUGCUGCACCGAGGCACUGAGAAGCUCAUUGAAUACAAGACCUAUCUGCAGGACGUCAAAGCCGGUGUCCCUGGGGACAGGGGAAGAGAGGAGAGAGACGCCCUUCCAUACUUUGACCGGCUAGACUAUGUGUCCAUGAUGUGCAACGAACAGGCCUACUCACUGGCUGUGGAGAAGUUGCUCAAUAUCCAGCCUCCGCCCCGGGCUCAGUGGAUCCGAGUGCUGUUUGGAGAAAUCACGCGACUUUUGAACCACAUUAUGGCUGUGACUACACAUGCCCUGGACAUUGGGGCCAUGACCCCUUUCUUCUGGAUGUUUGAAGAGAGGGAGAAGAUGUUUGAAUUCUACGAGCGCGUGUCCGGGGCUCGGAUGCAUGCUGCUUAUGUCCGGCCAGGAGGUGUGCACCAGGACCUGCCCCUUGGGCUUCUGGAUGAUAUUUAUGAGUUUUCUAAGAACUUCUCUCUUCGGGUUGAUGAGUUGGAAGAGAUGCUGACCAACAAUAGGAUCUGGCGAAAUCGGACAGUUGACAUUGGGGUUGUGACAGCCGAAGACGCGCUUAACUAUGGGUUUAGUGGCGUGAUGCUCCGGGGCUCAGGUAUCCAGUGGGACCUGCGGAAGACGCAGCCCUAUGAUGUUUACGACCAGGUGGACUUCGAUGUUCCUAUUGGCUCUCGAGGGGACUGCUACGAUAGGUACCUGUGUCGGGUGGAGGAGAUGCGCCAGUCCCUUCGAAUCAUCGCGCAGUGUCUGAACAAGAUGCCUCCCGGGGAGAUCAAGGUUGAUGAUGCCAAAGUGUCUCCCCCUAAGCGAGCAGAGAUGAAGACUUCCAUGGAGUCAUUGAUCCAUCACUUCAAGUUGUACACGGAGGGCUACCAAGUCCCUCCGGGGGCCACAUACACUGCCAUUGAGGCUCCUAAGGGAGAGUUCGGGGUGUACCUCGUGUCCGACGGCAGCAGCCGCCCUUACCGAUGCAAGAUCAAGGCUCCUGGUUUUGCCCACCUGGCUGGUUUGGACAAGAUGUCGAAGGGACACAUGCUGGCGGAUGUUGUUGCUAUCAUAGGUACCCAAGAUAUUGUGUUUGGAGAAGUGGAUCGAUGAGCUGGGGAAAGCAUUUGAUCCCCCUGCCUGUCUGCUUCCUCCUCGGAGCCUGGCCGUCCCUGGACAGGGACUGUGUGUGUGUGUGUGUGUGUGUGUGCGCGCGCGCACACCCGUGAACACUCAGCCGUCAGGCUUUCUGUGCAUGUACUAGAAAAGGAGAAAUUAUAAUAAAUUAGCCGCCUUCCGGCUGCUCUG